Molecule: messenger RNA, 906 nt
Organism: Argiope bruennichi
Lineage: Eukaryota; Metazoa; Arthropoda; Arachnida; Araneae; Araneidae
Exons: 5
Coding region: 78-824 (248 amino acids)
Source: RefSeq, a predicted model, not a curated record
AAAUGGUUUAAAAGAGCGAUUUAUUUUUUGUUUUUGGCCACAGCAUUCCGGAACCGCAUCGCUUUCUUCGCACAAAAAUGGCUCGCUUGUGCUACUUGCUCUUUUUCGUCUUAACAGUGCAAGGUUUUGGGGUAAUGGGAUUUCUACAAGGCUGCAAUACGAGUAAAUGUCAUGAUUUGGAAUUAAGGAGGGAAAUGGAGAAUAUAGGCUACGUGCCAACCACUGAAGAACAACUGAAUAAAUUAUGCCCACCUGCUUUGAAGGCAGUGCAAUGUGCAACAGAAACUAUACAGGGUUGCGUAGGAAGACCCCUUACCGAAUUGUCAACUUCCGAUAACAAGACAGUCGCUGGAUUUGCACAUGGAGUAGUUUCCACCGGGAAUCUCAUUAUCGAUAUCUGCACUCCAGGAUCUGACUUUCGUGACAGCUACCUGGCCAACGUAGUUUGCUUUAAAGAAUUGGUGACCGAUCCUGAAGCUACAAUCAAGUGUCAUCAACAAGGUAUGAAUGUGUACAAUUCAUACAAGCAAUCAAGGGAUGCUCUGAGUAACGAAAUUACUGAUGAGGACGAAGAAAGGGAAUCUUGCAUGGUGACAGCCUACAGGUUGGCAUGUUUUGCUUCUAAACUCCAUGACAAAUGUGGCGAAAAUGCACGCAAAACAUUCGUGGACACUCUGAAGAAAUUCCAAUAUCUGAAAUGGAGUGAUUGCACUGAAGCACACAUUCACAAUCUCAAAACGGAAUUCCUGGAGUCCCUUCAACUAGAAGAGCAGAGGAAAAAUAUAUUUUCUUCAGUUUUCGAAUCGAAGAAACGAAGGAAAUAAAUUAUUGAUUUAAAUAAUUUUGAAUAAAAAGUCCUUUUGAAUACUGAUAUCAUGUUCCAUUCAAAUAAACGAUCUGUCACAA